Molecule: messenger RNA, 954 nt
Organism: Solanum lycopersicum (tomato)
Lineage: Eukaryota; Viridiplantae; Streptophyta; Magnoliopsida; Solanales; Solanaceae
Source: RefSeq, a predicted model, not a curated record
AUGGAAGCCAAGUCAACUGAUAUUCCCAUAGAGACCAACUCGAUGCUAGAUUCUGAUAGAUAUGUUCCAGAUAUAACUGAUGCAAGUGUUAAGAUUUAUGCAAGAUUCCAUGGUUGUCCAAUGGAAUCAGAUUUGACUGUUGCUCAAAGAAUCAUGAGACAUUUGAAGAAGACAGGGACUUGGAAAAGGGAGGUCAGGACAGAUAUAGACAAUCACAUUCAACCUACAGAAAGGGACCUGGCUGAUGUGUGUUACGCUUACCAAAUAAUGAAGGCUGGUGGUCUUCAGGAUGAGAACAUCACUGUAUUCAUGUACAAUGAUAUUGCUAACAAUACAGAAAACCCUAGACCUGGUGUCAUCAUCAAUAACCUACAUGGCCAUGAUGUUUACAAAGGUGUCCCAAAGGAUUAUGUAGGUGAAGAUGCUAAUGCUAACAACGUUUACAAUGUCAUCCUUGCAAACAAAAGUGGUGUUGUUGGAGGAAGUGGGAAUGUUUUGAAGAGUGGCCCAUAUGACCAUAUCUUCAUAUACUAUACUGAUCAUGGUACCGCUGGAUUUAUUACAAUGCCAAGUGGAGAAUCGAUUUACACAGAUGAUCUAUUUAAAGUGUUGAAAAAGAAGCAUGCUUCAGGGACGUAUGACAGUCUAGUGUUUUACCUAGAAGCCUAUGAGUCUGGAAGCAUGUUUUGGCACAUACUGUGGCGAUGUGAUGUACAAGAUCGAAAAACUAACACCUUGCAUGGGCAGUAUAGUCGAGUUGCAAAAAGAGUUAAUGUCAACUUAACAUAUCCAAACUAUUGCUCCAAUGUCCAAGGGUAUGGUGAUAAAGUGGUGAGAUUUGAUCCUUUUGGCGCGUAUAUGGGUGAAACUUCCAAAAAUAACAGUCAUGACUCUCUGGAUGCAAAGUCAUUCCCGACAUCAUCAUUAAGGAAUAUGGAUCAGUGCAAGUACUAA